AUGGUAAAAAAUCAAAACGCCUGCUUUGUGUUUACAACUUUACAUUUUCGUAUUCACAAUCAUAGACAAGACACACCUACACACGCACAACAAUUGAAAUUUCUCCCUCAUCCCGAGGAAGGUAUCGUCCCGUCAAGCGUGGCUAAUCAAGGCACCAAAAGGAAAAUGAGCAGCUCAGAGGAGGUAUCAUGGAUUUCAUGGUUCUGUGGUCUGCGAGGGAACGAAUUCUUUUGCGAAGUGGAUGAAGAUUAUAUAAACGAUAAAUUUAAUUUAACGGGGCUUAAUGAGCAAGUGCCUCACUACAGACAGGCUUUAGAUAUGAUAUUAGAUUUAGAACCUGAUGAUGAUUUAGAUGAUAAUCCAAAUCAGUCCGACUUAGUGGAGCAGGCUUCUGAAAUAUUAUAUGGCUUAAUACAUGCUCGAUACAUCCUAACAAACCGAGGAAUUGGUCAAAUGUUAGAAAAAUUCCAAGCCGGUGAUUUUGGGCACUGUCCACGUGUCUACUGCGAAUGUCAAUCCAUGCUUCCUAUUGGUUUAUCCGAUGUUCCUGGAGAAGCAAUGGUCAAAUUGUACUGUCCGCGCUGCAUGGACGUAUACACUCCAAAAUCCUCACGACAUCACCACACUGAUGGUGCCUUCUUUGGCACAGGCUUCCCCCACAUGGUGUUCAUGGUGCACCCCGAAUAUAGAGCUAAACGCCCUGCCUCACAAUUUGUGCCUAGGCUGUAUGGAUUCAAGAUCCACCCGCUCGCAUACCAGAUCCAGCAGCAGGCGUCGGCGAACUUCAAAGCACCGCUCCGGACCCUCUCGUACAACAACGAGACGAAGACACCAAGUAACAUUCCAAAA
Brenthis ino (lesser marbled fritillary) is the source of this 849-nucleotide messenger RNA. Lineage: Eukaryota; Metazoa; Arthropoda; Insecta; Lepidoptera; Nymphalidae. The record is from the annotation of a GenBank genome assembly.